UUCUAGUCCUUGUUCCAGUCAGAUUGCUGAUCUCAGGUUUGAUAGUAUGAAGGACGUGCAGGGUGUCCAUCAGCUCGCUACUUACUUGACUAUUCAAGAUCCUGCUAGCCAAAGGUUAACUUGGAAUAAGUCACCCCUCAGUGUGUUGGUCAUCAAGAAAGUGCAGGACACUUCAGUCAUUCAGCCUUUUAUAGAUUUGGUCAGUUGGCUGAUCUAUGAUAAGCAAAUGGUUGUGUCCGUAGAAGCAUCCGUACUUGAAGAUGUGCAGCUGAGAAAUAACACUUACUUUAGUCCCUUCAGAGAUAAACUUUGCACCUUCAGAGAAGGUAAAUGGAAUAUCUUUCGUCAAAGCGUUCCUCCAGUUAUGGCCUUUCAUAUGGGUUCGCUAGGUUUCCUUGCACCAUUUGAGUUUGCCGAUUUUCAGGAACAAGUUAGUAAUGUGUUAGAAGGACACGCAGCUCUAACUCUACGUAGCAGGCUCCGAUGUAUCAUAAUGAGGAAGAACAGUGAACCGCUGGACAAAAAAUCCCAUUCCAGUUUCUUGGUAUUGAAUGAGGUAGUGGUUGACAGAGGGCCUUCUCCUUACCUGUCAAAUAUUGACUUAUUUCUGGAUGGAAAACAUAUUACCACAGUUCAGGGAGAUGGAUUGAUAGUUUCCACUCCGACAGGCAGUACAGCCUAUGCUGUGGCUGCUGGGGCAUCUAUGAUUCAUCCCAGUGUACCAGCCAUCAUGGUUACCCCUAUAUGUCCACAUUCCCUUUCUUUCAGGCCUAUUGUCGUACCUGCAGGGGUUGAAUUAAAGAUUAUGGUGUCACCAGAUGCUAGGAACACAGCAUGGGUGUCAUUUGAUGGCCGACAUCAGCAACAGUUGAAAAUAGGCGAUAGUCUGCGAGUGACCAUGUCUGUCUAUCCUUUACCAUCCAUCUGUGCCCAUGACCAAAUCAGUGAUUGGUUUGACAGUUUAGCCGAGUGUCUUCACUGGAACGUGCGUAAGAAACAACGGCAGUUUGACGAGUACUCUGACCUUAUCCACAGCUCUAGCAAUGACACGAUAGAUUCCUUGGACAGAUCCGAUCAAAUAGACAGUGAGGUCUAAUUGCCCAAGGAGCUACGACCAUUUUUCACUACAUCUACAGAAAGUUAUAUCUGUCACACAACAUUUAUUUUUCUAUCUAGGUCUAAUUGCCCAAGGAGCUACGACCAUUUUUCACUACAUCUACAGAAAGUUAUAUCUGUCACACAACAUUUAUUUUUCUAUCUAGGUCUAAUUGCCCAAGGAGCUACGACCAUUUUUCACUACAUCUACAGAAAGUUAUAUCUGUCACACAACAUUU
This is a messenger RNA of Limulus polyphemus (Atlantic horseshoe crab), 1334 nucleotides long. RefSeq names its product NAD kinase-like. The transcript has 10 exons. Gene Ontology annotation, biological process: NADP+ biosynthetic process; NAD+ metabolic process. NCBI's taxonomy places the organism in Eukaryota, Metazoa, Arthropoda, Merostomata, Xiphosura, Limulidae. Gene Ontology annotation, molecular function: NAD+ kinase activity. The coding region runs from base 47 to 1096 and encodes 349 amino acids. The record is from RefSeq and is a predicted model, not a curated record.